Linum tenue is the source of this 3940-nucleotide messenger RNA. NCBI's taxonomy places the organism in Eukaryota, Viridiplantae, Streptophyta, Magnoliopsida, Malpighiales, Linaceae. The record is from the annotation of a GenBank genome assembly.
CAUCUUCUUCUACUGUUGUUGUUGAUCUCGGUUCUGUUUCCCUUUUCUUCUUUCCCCUUGAAAGCUUUCUAUUACGGCUCCCUGUUUCCCGGUUUCAUGGUUGAAACUGUAUAACUGUCAUUUCAGCAGCCCUUUGGUUGUCUAGGGUUUAUUAGAUUAUGGGGCUUUGUAGGGGAUUAGGCUUUCUUUCUGGGUUCUGGAGGGCUGUGUGGUUCUUGGUUGUAAUUGGGCUGUCUUUCCUCGGGUCUUCUAAUUGUGUGGCUCUGAAUUUGACAACCUGGGAACUGUUGACUUCUGUUCCUUUUUCUGUUCAUUUGAGGAGCUGGGAGUGGGUUUUCUGUUUUUGGGUUAACGAUUGGCUUAGAUAUGAAUCUUCUCUUCCUCUCUCUAUCUCUCUUCGGGUGGCUCUUUCUCGUGUAUUUCUUGAAAAAAAACUUAAUUUCGAUCUUGUUCUGGUAAAAUGGUAAUUGUCUUCAAAGAUCAUUCUAUAAUGUUCUUCUGUAGAGAAAUAGGAAUCUUCAUUGCCUAUCUGUUUGUUCUUGUGAAUUCAUUGUAUUUCACAGGAAAAGAGUACAUGUUGACCGAGUUCUGUAGCUGUUGUCUGCUCAAUUUUAGUCCUUUUCAUGCAAGAGAUAGUCUUUCUGAGUUGGUUGACUUUGUAAUUAGCUGGACAAUUGGAGGCCUAAUUGUGUUUUCAGUUUACAUUAAAUCUCUGUUCGUUUCUGCUACAAAGAUUAUCAUUACACAGUUCCUUGUUUGGCAUGGUAACAAAGUGGACCUGGUUGUAUCAUGCUCUUUUUAUUUUGCUUGUUUUAUUUGGAGUCUACUUGAUUUCUUGAUGAUCUUGUAAAUGAAAAAUCCUUGAUGAUAUACUUGGAGGAUCUCAUUGGAACAAUGUAUCUGCUAACUGAAUUGUGCUUAGUAUUGUUGAAUUAAUGUUCUUGGUUUGUAAACGUUUUAUAAGUUACCCCCCUGUGAGUUCACGUGGAUGGAUUUUCUGAUGAUUUCUUUUUCUGGGAUAUUAUAGUCUGGGCGGGUGCUUUGAUUGCUAAAGGGGAGAGAUUGCUUCCCAUUGAUGUUUCCAAGUCGAGAUUGUGGCAAAUAUAAUCAGAACAGAUCAAAUGCCAUCAUUGAAAAUGAAGACAAAACUAAGUGGGGGCUCUUUAGGGGAAAGAAGUCUUGGUGUGUGUCAGACGUCCAGUGUUAUAUGCAAGAAAUCUUGCGCUAAUGUCAACGCGGUUUCUCCUUUAUUAGAGGCUGACCUGUGUAUUCAGAAAUGUCAAGAUGAUUGCGUUUCUUCGAGUGAGGAGAUGCAUUCUCCGGAAACUGGCGGUGUUGAAGUCCUUGAUCAGCAACAAUUGUCAAAUCAAGGGAACUCCCAUUUUCAGACACAUGAUUCUAGUCUAGAUUCUGGAACCACUGUGAAGAUGGAUUCUACACAUAACUGCACAGCUGACUUGGAAACCAUUUUUUCCCCGGCUUUGGAGCCCAUUUGUAUAUUCAACAUACCCAACAUAGAUGAGAAUCCAGGGGCCAAAAGUAAUUUUAUCAUCUCAGGGUUGGGAACUGAUGGAAGGGAUGGUAAUACAAGCUUAUCUGAUUAUCAGACCUGCAACAUAGCAGAUUUCUCUAUCUCCGACAUGAUUAUCUCUAGCCUACCUUAUGAUGGGAAUGCAAUAGAUAGUCAUCUCAGUGAGAGUGAUCCUUUUCCUGAUUACAGAUGUGCUGAGCCAAGUAUGUUGUUUGAUAUGGCUCAGGAGUGCAUGAUACUCCCUUUUCUUGAGGAUACUGCCAAAUUGACAAAUUCCAAUGAUCUGAAAUCAGGUGAAGAAGCCAUUCAAGGUGGCCCAGAUGAUGCUGGCUUAUAUCCAGCUAUCAGCCAGAUUAGAACUUAUAAUCAGGAAUGUGAUUCUAUCGCCGACUCUGAUCAGGCAGAUGAUUUUGAUCCCCAGUACUUUAUCAGAAAUCUACCUGAACUAUCAGAGGUGGUAUCAAAUUUUCAGACAAGCAUGUUCCCGAAAGAUUCUCAAAGGAGGAAGUCAGUGACAUUAGUACUUGACUUGGAUGAAACACUUGUUCAUUCUACACUGGAACAUUGUGGGGAUGCCGACUUCACUUUCACUGUCUUCUUCAACAUGAAAGAGCACACUGUAUAUGUAAAAAAGAGGCCUCACCUCCAUACAUUCCUGGAGAGAGUUGCUGAGAUGUUUGAGAUUGUCAUCUUUACAGCAAGCCAAAGCAUAUAUGCGGAACAGCUUUUGGACAUACUGGAUACUGAAAAGAAACUCAUAUCUCGGCGGGUUUAUCGGGAGUCUUGCAUAUUUUCAGAUGGAACUUAUACGAAAGAUUUGACAGUGUUAGGUGUUGAUCUUGCCAAAGUUGCCAUAAUUGAUAAUUCCCCACAGGUUUUCAGGUUGCAAGUUAAUAAUGGGAUUCCUAUUAAGAGUUGGUUCAGCGAUUCGUCAGAUUGUGCUUUACUAUCAUUACUGCCCUUCUUAGAGACCUUGGCUGAUGCUGAUGAUGUCCGCCCAAUAAUUGCAAGGAGAUUCGGUAACAAGGAAUAAGGGCUAUUUUUCCUUAAUAGCUUGGAUAUUGUGCAUUGCCCUUACGUGUUCUCUUUUUUAUCCUCCAAAUAUGGUCUCUAAUCUUGGAUGGUCAAUCUCCUCUCUUUUUUCAAAUAAGUAACUAUAGAAUAAGAUAGAGUUUGUUUUGUUGUUGAGCCUUGCUUGUUUCUUUUUUGUUUGGGCCAACAGGUCCUUUCAGGUAAUCAUCAUCUAGUUCUCCAAAAGGUAGAUGUAGAGACGCUCUAUCCUCUUUUGUUGUACAGUUGAAGUUUCAAUUUAUAGAGAAGGUGUACAUAAACAAUUAUGUCAAAGAAAAGUUUACUACUUUAUGCUUUCUUGGUGGUGGCCUACAAUUCAAUGUUGAGGUCUCUCCAUUGUUUCAUUUCAGUUGUAUGAUAGUUGAUUUACAUGGAAGCCAGUUAAGCCUUAGAUCUUUAAUGCUAGCAAAAAUAGCAUGACCCCCUGGGGAUGUGUAUCAGGCUAGCAGCAAUCAAUAACUCAGUAAAGCGAUGUAGUUCAUGAACCUGCAAAUUGUUAAGGUGGAUGGAGGCUUUGUCUUGCUGCUAUUUGCAUCUGCAUUUGGAACAUGAGUUAGCCUCCUUAACAUGGAUAAUAAAUUGCUCAGAACUUAGAAUUGUUGUGACUUCUAGAAAAUUUAAGCUAAAGGUGUAUCCUGAAUUGACCAAAGGAGUUUGGAGUCUCUAAGAUCUGUUUUUGAAAUCGGGGAUCAUAAGAACCUGCCAGUAAUGAAAUUGUUUGCUGAAAUGGUGAAAUGUCUUCUUUUUACUUCCCUUUUUACACUGCUGCUACGUAAUGAUGCCUUCUCUGCAGGUGUUGUGAGGAAUGGCUUUAUGUGUAGGUACGCAGUGUUUCAUAUUUGUUUUACCAGUUCCAUUUUCGUUAAAGAUCUCAACUUCGUCUCUUUUUUGGAUCAACAGAUUGUGUUUUUUUAUCAACAGAUUGUUCCUCCUAACAUGUCUAUUUUUUCCUUUUUUCCUCUGAAUUUCUCGAGUAAUUGCUUCAGGGUAUUCUAUAGCUUGUUCUGUUCCACAAGACCAUUUUUUUUACUGGGGGUCAUUACUAAUUUGUAAUAAGUUUUUCCAUAAUGCCAUAUGGUCGCUUUUGUUCUUAAACAAUGAUGUAGCAGUAGCAGUAGCAGUAGCAGUAGCAGUUGUUAAAAAGAGUAAGAACAUCCAGCAGCCUGGGCGAUGUCGCUCAGGUGCUGUACGACUUACUAUCUUGUCCAGUAUUUUCGACAAUUUUGUAUAUACAGUGUGUUUUAGCAGUUAUGUGUUUUUUCGGGCUGUUUUGUUCUUUCAUAUGAUAAAGUUUUGAGUAUGGGUUUGCAUGAAAUGCUGCUCUAGGGUUUUGUUUGG